Pocillopora meandrina is the source of this 3179-nucleotide messenger RNA. The record is from the annotation of a GenBank genome assembly. Lineage: Eukaryota; Metazoa; Cnidaria; Anthozoa; Scleractinia; Pocilloporidae.
GCUUAAACGAUAACUUGCUGAACAUUUACAAGACGGAUUGGGACCUCGGGCAAACGGUAAGUUGACGUCCUGAGAUUUUGUCGGUCUUCUUGGUACGCAUUUCAGUUGAGUGUAGUUGAAUUCCAGAAAAUAUCGCCGAACUUCCGCUUCAUCAAAGCACGAUUCAAGUCAUGCUUGUUAUUUCAAUAAUGAAAAACUACUUCUGUCUUGUGCUCAGUUGAGAGGUAAUGUUUUCGUUAUCCACCACAAGCUGCAGCAAAUAAUUACAUUUAAUCCCUACAAGGUUGUGUUAAAAUCAAAAUGCAGCAUGAAAAUUUGUUAACAUAGCAAGGUCAAUUUGCUUGGUAAUUAAACUUGAACAUGUUUCGCUUUGAAUCACCUCCUUAACGAAGACAAUAGAAUGGAAAUAUAUAAACGAGAUAAAUUAGAGACAAAUUUGAAUCAAGACUGACCCUUAUCAUCGAUAAUAUCUUCAGAAAUUAAGUUAUGUAUGUUAAAUCUCUCGAUGUUCAUUUCGACCUUCAUUGAUAAGUCGCAGAAUGGCCCCGUUCUUCGAUAUUUUUCAAGUCAUGUUUACGAAUCGAAAUGCAAAUCUCUGAUUCUUGUCUGAGGAAAUCGGGGGCUGAGUUGGCUUAUACUCUGUCUAAGAUCAUUAUUGCUAAAAACAGUUUUCCUGAUCGAGUUUCAGUGCUGUUGCUAAUUUGAUCUACUUGUGGAAAGCUUUGGAAUGUACAAAACUGCCUUCUAUUUUAAUUUAGGUGCAGAAGGUCUUUUUGUUUAGAAGGAAAAAAAUAUUCCCUUCAAAGUUCAACAUUCAUUUGUGGAAAGCAAGCACAUUUAAGAAUCAGAUAGCUAUUACACUGAUAUGUUUUCUGCCUGAUAAAUGCUAGAUGUGACCAGAUGAGGUGAACUUAGGUCACUGUUGUAAACUUUGAUUGGUGCUGUUAAUCAGAUAAGGGUAAACAAUGGAAACUUGGCACUCAAGCUGAUGGGUUUUUAACUACAAUCAGUAGUAUUCUCUCUAAUAUUUCUUAUACAAAUACAGAAGUGAGAUAUCUGCAUGAAAAUUUACUGUCUCAAGAAGUAGUUUAAAGGAUGUGUUCUGGCAUCAUUUGGAGGUGGGGUGAAGUGGGUUAAUAGGCUUGACAAUUAUUUCAUACCUCUAUCCCACCUAAAAGGCCAACACAUACUUUCACAUCAAGAGAAUCAGUUUACAUUCUCUUGUUUUACAUUAAAACUAUAACAUUAAAGGUAAAUAAAAUAAUUUUUAGUUUAAAGAAAGCACACUGAUCUCUCCACACAACACACAAGUUGGAAGAUGUUGACAGCUUGCUUUUAGAUAGAGACUCACUUCAAUAAACCACUGCAUGUCCAGAGACAUUUUGAAGAACCUUGAUGCAAAUUACGUACAAGGAGUGACACUUGUUUGAAUAUUAAGACUCCUUUCGACUUCACCUCCUGGAAGCAAGGGUUUUUAAAGCAACAGUUGGAGAAAAGCCAAAAGCCAUUUUUCAUUUUAAAUUAGGAACUGAUUUUCUCUGGUUUCAUCAACACCAGACCAGUAACUGCUUAUAAACUUCACAUUGUGGUUUUGCAUGCUGCAUUUAAAAAAUUUUACCCACCUGAGGGGGAAAUAAUGGUUAGAAUACUUGCUCUUUGAAAUCUCAAACUGUGGUUUAUAGUUAAAUAUGGAGAAAUAUGGAGCAUACGUGAUGAUGAUGAUGAUGAUGAUGAAGUAUUUAUUGAAAAAAUCAGACUUAGCAGUAGUCAGUCUUUACAGUCCAAAUCAUUAAUAAAAGGGACAAUUUAAUAUCUAUGUUUACCUCUGAUGUUUAUCUUUAAAUUAUUUUCUGAUUUUGUCUGUUCACUUCUAGGAAAACUUUGAACACAGAUCCAGUUUGUUAUGAUGGCAGGACCUAGUAAUGACAAGUGCAGCAGCUCAGUGGUUUGCAGUGAAGACCCUCCACCUCUGAGUAUUACACUGAAGAAGACAAGAGAUCUGCCUAGGAAGACGACAGAUUGGAGCAUAGACCAUCUUCCAGUUGACAUUCUGCUUUUGACUGUGGAGGAUUGCGGGUUCUUGGCUAGUUAUUAUUACUUGAGAAAUCCCUUUAAAAGCUAUGAGAAAUCCAUUGGAUUUGUGUACUUUGGAAAGAUGGGUGAAGAUGAAGAUGAAGGUGGGUCCGUGAAAGUUGCCAUAGUGAGGUGUCCUAAAGAAUCUUCAGAUCCUGGAGGUUCUCAAACUGCCGCUAAAAAUGCUGUCACACUCCUGAAACCCAAGGCUACCUUUUUGGUUGGUUUUUGCUACAGUCUGAAUCUUAAUAAAGCCCAGCUAGGAGAUGUGGUGAUAUCUUCAAAGCUUACAACAGAUUUUCACAAAACCCCAGUGAGUAGGGAUGUUGGUAACCUUGUCAGAAGUGCAGCUGAUGGAUGGGAGGCACCAUUAGAAAACCCAGAAGCACGAGAAGUCAAAGUACAUUGUGAUGGAGAGAUUUUUAGUUGCUCUAAUUUGAUUGAUACUGAACAGCAGUGUCAAUCACACCCUGGGGCAAUUGCAGUUGAUAUGGAAGGAAAAGGUGAGAAUUACUCUCAAAGUUACUCUUACUUGGCUUCUGGUUGCUAGAUUCUUAAGCCAGGUUCUUGUUGGAGGCAAGGUACUCUAUACUUUUUGUUUGAGGAAACUCUUUCUUGAAUUCCAAAUUCUUACUCUUUGAUAUACUGUUAUGACCAAAAAGGUACACUGCCCGACACAUUCAUACUCUCUAGGAAGAGUGGUGCUAAUUUACAUACCUACAGAAAAACACAAAAUCUCUUAAAGACUUCCAGUAGCAAAGGAAAAAACAUAAAGAGUGAUCUGCAGAAAAACGAAGCUUCUUUUGCUCAAAUUAAUUGUAACUAUCUCCCUAUAAUAUUAUUGUUUAAAUCCAUUCCAAUCGUUAUUGCUUUUUUUUUUUUUUCAUUUUUCUACCUCAGGCCUGUUUGCAGUAGCUCAUGACAUGAAGGUGGAGUGGAUUGUUGUUAAAGGUGUUUGUGGUUUGGUACAGGGUGUUGCAUCAACAAACAAUUCAUGGAAGACUUUUGCUUGUGUUAUGGCAGCUUCUGUUGUAUCCAACAUGUUGAGUAAUUCUUUUGUGUUUAAAGACUGGCCCCAUUACGGAGGUACGUGUACAUUAUUGUAA